Molecule: messenger RNA, 1744 nt
Organism: Musa acuminata AAA Group (dessert banana)
Lineage: Eukaryota; Viridiplantae; Streptophyta; Magnoliopsida; Zingiberales; Musaceae
Product: aspartyl protease family protein At5g10770-like
Exons: 2
Coding region: 278-1480 (400 amino acids)
Biological process (GO): proteolysis
Molecular function (GO): aspartic-type endopeptidase activity
Source: RefSeq, a predicted model, not a curated record
AGCUGUCCUCCUAACCUGCUCUUGUGUUCUGUUUCUGCUCCUAAGCUACCGUUCUCACCUUGCCAAUGGAGAAGUACAGAGCUACCAUAAGGUUCAAAGACGUUCUUUGAAUCCCGGAGCAGUCUGCUCUCCGCUCAAAGCUGUAAAUUGGAUGCACGAUGUUACUGAGCAAGCAGAUGGAAGUUGUACUCAUGAACUGCUGCAUUUGUUUGACGUAAAUUUACUUAAAAGACAAAAAAUUGAUACUGACUAUUGGUGGUGAUAUAUACUUCCAUGCAUGCAUGCAUGGUUCUCAGGAUCCAACGUUACCUCUCUACGGUUGGUCAGUCGGUAUGGACCCUGCUCCCCCUUCGAGACAAAGGAACUGCCAUCACUUGAACAAAUCCUUCUUAAAGACCAACUUCGAGUAAAUUUUCUCCUAAAGGGUGUCGCGAAGUCUUCUACUGAUGAUUCCAAGGUAAGCAUCUCCGCCAUGGACGCCGGAGAGGAGUAUGUGAUCAACGUCAGCUAUGGCACCCCCAGCCGAGAGCAGACUGUGCUAAUGGACACCGGAAGCGACCUGAGUUGGAUCCAAUGCAAACCAUGCAACGUGUGCUACCCGCAGGAGCAGCCGAUCUUUGACCCAUCCCAAUCAUCCACCUACGCCGUGAUCCCUUGCAACUCGCCGACCUGCAGUCAGCUCCAAGGCAGCUGCUCGAGCUCUUGCGCUUAUUUCAUCCCCUACGGCGAUGGGUCGAACAGUUCAGGAGUCUACGGCUACGACAGACUGACGCUGUCGCCAAACGACGUGAUCGAGCCCUUCCUCUUCGGGUGCGGCACCGACAACAAAAUGGUAUUCCAAGACGCCGCAGGGCUCGUGGGUCUCGGCCGCGGCAAGAGCUCUCUGGUGUCUCAGACGUCGCAACUUUACCACUCGGUCUUCUCCUACUGCCUUCCUUCGACUUCCAGCAACACGGGGUUCCUAAAACUGGGCGAACCUGGUGACGCCUCCAACACCGUUUACACUGGAAUGCUGACCAGCUCCAAUGAUCCAAGCUCCUACUACGUUGACCUGAUCGGAAUCAGCGUGGCCGGGAAGCAGCUGGUCAUUCCGCAAUCGGUUUUUAGGUCCGGUGGCACGAUAUUGGACUCCGGCACUACGAUCACUCACCUCCCGCCGUCGGCCUACGAGACCCUGAGGUCGGCGUUCGGGAGCUACAUGUCCCAGUACCCUUCUGCGCCUCCUACGCAUGGACUCGACACCUGUUAUAACUUCAGCGGCUACGAGACCAUAACAGUCCCCAAAGUAGCGCUGCAAUUUGGUGAUGGAGUCACCCUGGACGUCGACUCGUCUGGGAUUCUCUUCGAUAAUUGCUUGGCAUUUUCUGGUGGGCAAGUUUAUGGCGUGGGGAUCAUUGGCAAUGUGCAGCAGCGAACAUAUGAAGUAGUCUACGAUGUAGGAAAUGAGAGAAUUGGAUUCGCGCCGCACGCUUGCAGCUGAUCAGUAUCACCUCAUGCAUAUAUAUAUAAAUAUAAAUAGAUAAAUAAAUAAAUAAAUAGCAUGAGGCAUAAGGAUAUAUAGCAUGCACCAGCCUCUAUUACCUUAGCCAGAAUUUUCUAUCGUUCUAUUCCAGCAUCCACUUCCCUGCUUCUAUUUCAGUAAACUGUUAUCCGUGAUACACCAUUCUGGUCCAUCUGUACGUGUCUCUUUUCUUGGUUAAUUAUGUGUUUGGAAUCAUGUUUUGGAAGUAUAAGCUUGAGCUCA